AUGCCAACGACUGGCUUGGUGGUUCCGCCAGGACAAUCACCGCCAUUUGCUGUCGUGACGAGUACGGAUCAUUCAGCGUGGGUGAUUAUAGCGACGGCGUUGGGACUCGCAUGCGUGCUGGUCUUCGGUGGGAUCAAGACUUUCGCUAGAACUUCUUUGGGGAAAGGUGUCAGUUAUGAUGAAAUGUGUCUUGUGGCUUCAACGUUUUUGAGAUGGCAAAUUAUAUCUUCUUUUGAUAUUAUUUUCGAGCUUGCAUUUGUUUUCCUAUCAGUUUAUUUAGUAUGGAGUCUUCGAACGAGCAAAUCAAAUAAGACAAUUGUAGUUGUUGCAUUCGGAUUUCGUCUUCCUAUGAUCAUCGCCAUUUCCUACCGGCUAGCGACAUUCGACAUAAACGGCUUGACCAAAAAUCCCAUGUUUCUCGAGGACGAAUUCAUUAUAUGGACACAAACCGAACUCAACUAUUCCGUCAUUUCCGCCAUCAUACCAAGUCUCCGACCCUUUGUCAAAAAUCUUUCUACAUAUUACGGCCAGGAGCUGGGAGGAAGAUCUGGAUAUACGCUAGAGAAUUCCGAAAACUAUCAACUUUCAAAUUUGGGCUCAGUCCUCCGGAAGGACACCCAACAGCAAGAAGGGAGGGUACGUGAAGAUGUGGAUCCGGACGACUAUAAAUUUAGGAUCUGGGCAAAUGAGGAAGGGCGAGGUCCUAAGAAACAUAAGAAUAUUGGGGAGGGAAGUUCAAGGUUAUGGAAAGAGUCUGGGGGUGAAGCGGCGGAUGGCUUGAGUGUGGGAAGUAGUGAUAGCCAACGGAUGAUUAUCAAAAAGGAUACUACAUGGACGAUUCAGAUGGAUUGA
Sclerotinia sclerotiorum 1980 UF-70 is the source of this 852-nucleotide messenger RNA. RefSeq lists its product as hypothetical. The transcript has 3 exons. The coding region runs from base 1 to 852 and encodes 283 amino acids. NCBI's taxonomy places the organism in Eukaryota, Fungi, Ascomycota, Leotiomycetes, Helotiales, Sclerotiniaceae. The record is from RefSeq and is a predicted model, not a curated record.